Messenger RNA from Fragaria vesca subsp. vesca, 2007 nucleotides. RefSeq lists its product as uncharacterized. Lineage: Eukaryota; Viridiplantae; Streptophyta; Magnoliopsida; Rosales; Rosaceae. Bases 1 to 1932 code for a protein of 643 amino acids. The transcript has a single exon. The record is from RefSeq and is a predicted model, not a curated record. Gene Ontology annotation, cellular component: plasma membrane.
AUGGAGAACGGAGUCGAUUGGAGAAUCGGUGAGAAAUUUUCAGGGUUGACGAGCCCUGAUCUCGUUCGCUCCACCGGAACCGACGACAGUGACUUGUUGCAGGUCAUGAAGGCCGUCGAAGCUGCGGAGGUCACCAUCAAGCAACAGGUGGAAGAGAACAUCCGGUUGAGGUCUGAGCUCGAGUACAAGACUCUCGAGCUCCACAGACGUAAACAGCUCCUGGAAUCAUCAUCACCAAUGCCGCCGCGUUCUUCGUGUCUCGAUCCGGUUGGAUCGCAUGAUGAGCUGUUGAGGGCUCCCAAUUCCGAGACCAGCAGCCAGCCUGAAGGGGAGUAUGAUCAUCUGCCGCGGGUUGAUGAUUCCGGGGAAGAAGGAUUGAUGCAGUUGAAUCAUUCCGGCGAGAAUAAGUCUGUUGUGGAGAAAAUUUAUGAAAAUGAGAGAGAGAUUAUGCAGCUGCGGAGGCAGCUGGUGGAUUAUUCGAUCAAAGAAGCCAAGAUUCGGAACGAAAAGUAUGUUUUAGAGAGUCGGAUUGCUAAUAUGCGCUUGGUGUUUGAUCAGCAGCAACAUGAUCUUGCUGAUGCUGCUUCCAAGGCUAUGGUGUACAGGCAAGAUAUACUUGAGGAGAACAUACGCCUGGCUUAUGCUUUGCAGGAUGUGCAGCAGGAGAGGUCGGCGUUCGUUUCGGCAUUGCUACCUAUUCUCACAGACUACUCAUUGCAACCGCAGGGUCAUGAUGCUCAGUCUAUUGCCAGUAAUGUCAAGAUUUUGUUUAGGCAUUUGCAGGAGAAGCUUAUUAUGACAGAGUCGAGAUUGAAGCAGUUUCAGUAUCAAGUAAGACCAUUACAGUCGAAUUCCAAUCAGUCUAGCAUCAGUAAUACCCAACAGUCACCUCCAUCUCAUUCCAUUGGUGCAGCAUUGGAAAUUUCUAACAAAGAUAGGCUAGAAAUGGUUACUCAACCACCAUCUUCCCAUGAGAAAGCACCGGCUUCUCCUCCUGCUGCUGCUCCUCAGACUCAACCAGCUGUGCCUGCUAAGCCUACUAUUGCUAGACUUGAUGCAAAUCGAUAUAGAGAUGAUACACCACUUGGUAAACAGGUCAAAUUUCGUGAGCCUGAGAUGCAAACAAACAUAGAUUAUGAUGAUCAUGAAGAGGAAUACAAUGAGAGUGGAGGAACUUCUCCCUAUUAUCCCAGCCCCUCUUAUUCUCGGUUUCUAUCACCGGUUCAUGAAGAUCUUUUCUUAGAAGAUGAUCUCUUACCAGCUAUAGAAGGCCUCCAAAUUUCGGGUGAAGCAUUACCGGGACAUGAGCUCCAAGCAUCUGGAUACUCCAUUAAUGGAACGACCAGUUGCAACUUUGAGUGGGUACGCCACCUUCCAGAUGGAUCUGUUAACUACAUUGAAGGGGCAAAGCAACCAAACUAUCUUCUCACUGCUGAUGAUGUCAAUACAUACCUUGCUAUCGAAGUUCAACCCCUGGAUGACAGGAAGCGAAAGGGAGAGCUCGUGAAGGUGUUUGCAAACGAUCACAAGAAGAUCACUUGUGACCCCGAAAUGCAAAGCCAGAUACAGAAGAUUCUUCAAAAGGGUCAUGGAUCAUUUAAGGUGUUUGAGUUCACAGGGUUUCUUGACAUAUGGGAACCUGCUACUUUGGCCAUUAAGAGGGGAUCUUACAGCAUUAAGCGCAGCUCUGAACCUAGUGUGGUGGCGGCUGAGAAGUUUUCACCCAACACAUUCGUUUCGAUUCCUUAUGGUAGCCCUUCAGAAUUCAUGAUAACCGAUUCUGAUAUUUCUGGUGUUAAUGCUGAUCAUCUUUUAAAAACAGAUGAUAGUAGUAGUUCUAGAGAUACACUUGUGCUCAUAUUGAGAUUAUUUAUCCUAAGAGCUGUGGAGAGAAGGACAAGAAAAGGGAAAAAGAGGGUCUUAUUCUUUUGACAAGUAUGACAACUAUCUCUUAUGUUGUUGAUUCCUGUAGGCUAAGAUCUUACAUAUCUGGGUGUUAGGUGUGAA